AUUCCAGAGACAUUGACAUCACUUACAUUUGGACCAUACUUUGAUGAUAUGAUAUAUCCAGGAUCUUUGCCAGACUCAAUAACAAGGAUCACCUUUAGUCAUAUGCAUAAUCAUGGAAUCCAUGUGGAUGGUCUUCCAAAGUCAUUGACAAAGCUCAAGUUUGGAUAUACAUACAACAAAACAUUAUUAGUAGGAGCACUCCCAGCAGGACUCCAAUCACUCUCAUUCGGUCAUUCAUUCAAUCAAUCAAUUACAGUUGGGUCGCUGCCAUCAACGCUCAGAAGUCUGACCUUUGGUGACAAGUUCGUUCACACGUCAUCCAUACAACAUUGGCUGCCAUCAUCAGUGACUAAGUUGAAGUUGGGCAAGAUGUCGGCGUUGGCACCCGGUGCACUGGUCUCGAGCUCACUCACCAAACUCUCAUUCACCUUCAACUAUAAUGGAGUGAUCAAACAUAAUGUACUCCCAUUAACAUUGAAGUACCUGGAGUUUGGUUACAUGUACAAUCAACCCAUCACUCGACCAGAUGUCCUCCCGCCAGCUCUCAAGUCAUUGACAUUUGGUCACAUGUUCAAUCAAGUUAUCGGACCAUCAAUAAUACCUCGAUCACUAAAGACUUUGAUCUUUGGACAGAAGUUCAAUUGCUCUCUGGAUAGAGGUGCCUUGCCACGCUCUCUCACCUCGCUCACUCUGGGAGCAUCAUACAACAGACUUGACACGCCCAAACUUCCAGCCAACCUCAAACAUCUUGUACUUGGAUCAAUGGAUCAAUUGAUAUAUAUCGAUAGGAUAUCACAUCCAAUGCAAUCAAUAAGUGUUACAAUUGAAGCAAUCAUAUCACCGAGUGAUAUUGUUGUAAAGGUACCUACGAAUGGCUCAACACUCAUCAUUGGUAGUAUGAAGUUAAUAUUUGGAAAGGAGACAUCAGAAAGCAAACCAAGACAGAUCAAGGAUUACAUUCAAUUUGCCAACAAAUUACUAAAGUAUGUUCCCAACAUUGGUACUUGUAACAUGUUGUUGGCCGAUGGUAUCACACAACUAAGUCUCAGACCACUGGACCCAAAACCCUCGACCCUUGCCCUCGGUCUAUUGACCACCACUCCAUUGCCAUUACCCAAGAGUACAAUAGUGGAGGAACCGACAAACAUUCUCAAGAUGAUCAACAUGAGG
Messenger RNA from Acytostelium subglobosum LB1, 1170 nucleotides. RefSeq lists its product as hypothetical. The annotation marks the transcript as partial. Lineage: Eukaryota; Evosea; Eumycetozoa; Acytosteliales; Acytosteliaceae. The record is from RefSeq and is a predicted model, not a curated record. The transcript has a single exon.